AUGGAGGCUUUUCUGGCUGGGAAAACACCAGUUCAGAAAGGAACUACUGGAGCGUAUAAAGAGGGGUCUACAACCUGGUAUCCCACAACAACGCCUAGGCCUACCACAGUCCCCGGAUCGUGUUUCUGGGAGGGAAAAUGGUAUCAUGAUGGUGACGUCCUUUACAGCGCACCUGAUGGAUGCAAUGGUGGAUACUGCGAGGCUGGUGGUGUGGUAAACUGGGACCAUGAGUGCUACUUCUACACACCAGACUGUUUUGGUCAACAAAUUAAAUUACCCGACCAAUGUUGCCCUCUUUGUUUGAAUACAACAACACCACCAUCAACGACUAUACCGACGACAACAAUUCCGACGACGACUCCCCGAGCCCCGCCCGGAGCCUGUGUUAUUGACAACAAAGUCUACGCUAAUGGGGAGGAGAUUUCGCGUGCGCAAGACAACUGUUAUGGUACUAUUUGUUCGAAUGGUCAAACGGUGUCCUGGGACCACGAGUGUUUCCUUCAACCACCUUAUUGCUCUGGUAUAGAGGAGAAACUACCUGACAAAUGUUGUCCCCUGUGUCAUACAUCAAACACGACAACACCACCACCAACGACCAUUCCGAGGACGACAAUUCCGACGACGUCACCCCGAGCCCCGCCUGGAAGCUGUGUUAUUGACGACAAAGUCUACGCUAACGAGGAGGAGAUUUCGCGUGCGCAAGACAACUGUUACGGUACCAUUUGUUCGAAUGGUCAAACGGUGUCCUGGGACCACGAGUGUUUCCUUCAACCACCUUAUUGCUCUGGUGUCGAGGAGAAACUAUCUGACCAAUGUUGUCCCCUGUGUCAUACAUCAAACACGACAACAGCACCGCCACCAUCAACCAGCAGUAGCACUAACAGCAGCACUGAACCCCUCCGUGACGUUUUUAGUUCAACGCCUUCUUACAAUGCCAGUACAGACUGUUUGAUUAACGGAAGAUGGUUCGAAGGAGGAACUCGAACCUCCACGGAUCCGUGUAAACCAUGCUUCUGUCUGAAUGGAAAGGAGCGGUGUUCGCCACGUCAACAGUGUAGCGAGGUGCAGGACUGUCCUGAGUUCUACACCCCACAAGGGCAGUGCUGUCCCGUUUGUGGAUCGUCGGCUGACAAGUGUUCACCCCUGACUUUGUGUUUACUUGCUGUGCUUUCAUUUACAAAAUUGUCGUUCUUCAAUACGUAAUUAGAGUUCUGUAUGUGUGUGUAUUUUUGUUGAACAUUGUUAUGCAUUGGUGUCAAUGGGUUGCUUUCUUAAUUUUGGUAAUAAAACAUUUGGGUUUA
Molecule: messenger RNA, 1301 nt
Organism: Mya arenaria
Lineage: Eukaryota; Metazoa; Mollusca; Bivalvia; Myida; Myidae
Product: kielin/chordin-like protein
Exons: 8
Coding region: 1-1203 (400 amino acids)
Molecular function (GO): protein binding
Source: RefSeq, a predicted model, not a curated record